Brassica rapa (field mustard) is the source of this 2121-nucleotide messenger RNA. RefSeq lists its product as uncharacterized. Lineage: Eukaryota; Viridiplantae; Streptophyta; Magnoliopsida; Brassicales; Brassicaceae. The record is from RefSeq and is a predicted model, not a curated record.
CCUAUAUUAUUUGCUUCUUAUGCAUGAACCAGAGCCAAUUACUUCCACUCGUAAAUGAUUUCUGCGUAAAUGUUAGUUGUCAUUAUAAAUCAACUUUCCAUUCUAGAUACCAACGUUUAACAUUCUAACCAGAACGAGUCAGCUCUGGUGGUAAAGGAGUUGCGGGCGUAACUUCUGCCACCCGGGUUCGAUUCGCGCUGGAAGAGACUAUUUACAUUGCUUGAGUUCCCGGCAAAGAGGUGAAAACCAGUGGCGGAGCUAGCUUGACAUGAGGGGGAUCAAUUGACCCAUGUGACUUUUGACAAAUUUAAUUUUCAUGCUUAUAUAAUUCACUUUUCAUAGAUAAUUUAGUAUUAUGACCCUCAUGAUCCAAGUCUAAAUACUCUAUGUGCACCUAGUCAAUAAACAUUUUGGAUUGAUCAUUUGCUUAUGGUAAUAUUAUUGACCCUCUUGAAACUCAUUUCUGCCUCCGCCACUGGUGAAAACACCUUUUUAUUUUACCAAAAAAAAAAAAACGUUUAACAUUCUUGUGCCAUGCACAACGUUAAGAAAAAAACUAUUUAUUUUUUACAUAUAUAAUUCCAAUAAAACAUCAAAUCAUUGUCACUCACCAAUUUCUCCCAUCAUCAUCAUCACCCAUUUAGUAAAAAAAAAAAAAAACUAUCAAACAAAAGGCCAUGUCUCAUGCGGGCUUGAUGGAUAAAAGUGCUAGAGCCCAAAGGGGGAUUGUUACUCUUGAACUAUUAUUUCAAAUGUUUUUCAUUUAAAAUUAAUCAUAUGGAUUUUGUUUUGCUUGCUGAUGUGUAAUAAGCGAAAAACUUAUUCUCUUUUUUUUGCAUAUAAGUUUUUUUUUCUCUGUUCUUUAGCCCCUUUGAUCCUUGUUUGGUUACCCAGAAAAUCAAAUAGCAAAAAAAAAAUUUGUUUGUGAAAACAGAAUCAUGAUUUCCUUUGCGUGCUAAACAUUCACUGACCAAACUUCUUUUUGUUUUAAGGAAUGAUGAGAUUCAAGAAAGGAACUAAAGUGGAAGUGUUGACCAAAUCUUCACUUCCAUCUGGUGCUUGGCGAUCUGCUGAGAUAAUGUCCGGUAAUGGGCAUUAUUACACUGUCAUGUAUGAUAGCGUUGACGCUACAGAGAGGGUACCGAGGAAGAGUAUGAGACCUGAGCCUCCUCCUCUGCAAGUUCUUCAUUCUUGGGUUCCUGGUGACGUUCUUGAGGUUUUUGAAAGCUGUUCCUGGAAGAUGGCUAUCGUUUCCAAGGUUUUGGAGGAUGAUUGUGUCUUGGUUAGAUUACUUGGUUCCUCAGUCAAGGUCAAGGCAAACAAAUCUGACAUUCGGGUCAGACAGUCUUGGCAAGACAAUGAGUGGAUCAUGGUCGGGCAGAGUUCACCGAGAUUAAGCGCACAGACUUCAACAGGAAAGUUAAGGAGAAAGGUGAAUCUGAAAGGCGACUAUGUUUCAUCUGAGAGCAAAGACAAGCUCAAUGUGUCUGAUGCACUGGGUUCAAAGAAACGGACCUACUCUUUGGUUACGCCACACAAUCAAACUCCACAAGUCAAAGAAGAAGAAGAUAGAGAGAGUAUUGCUUCUUCUGUUGGUAGUUGUAACUUGGAUGGUUUAAGUACUGUCUCUUUCGUUCCCAUAGAAACCGGUAGCUCCAGUGACACUGAGUCAUCAUCUUGUCGCUACAGAAGCUUCAAGAUCAAGAAGAAGUCUGGCUUUACACCAAAAGGCUCAGAAGCUGCUGAUGUUCAUAGGCUAGAGUUGGAUGAAUACCGAUGCAGUAUCGAGAGAUUGCACGCAUCUGGACCGAAUAUAACGUGGGAACAAGAAACGUGGAUCACAAACCUCCGUCUGAGACUGAACAUCUCGAAUGAGGAACAUCUGAUGCAGAUAAGAAACCUUAUCUCUGAUGAUAACAGUACUACAUACAGAUAGCAGCAUCAUUUAACAUCUACAAGCUGUGUUACAUAGAAUGAAAACUAAGGUUAAGGUUGUACAAAAUGUCACUCUAUUUUCAAACACAGCUAUUUGAUUUUUUUUUCUUCCUGAGCUUGUAAAUGUGAGUUUGAACAUAUAUGAAUGAUUACUGCACCAUACUACUGCAGACUCUUAACUUCUAU